Messenger RNA from Serpula lacrymans var. lacrymans S7.9, 569 nucleotides. RefSeq lists its product as uncharacterized. Lineage: Eukaryota; Fungi; Basidiomycota; Agaricomycetes; Boletales; Serpulaceae. The transcript has 5 exons. Gene Ontology annotation, biological process: protein folding; chaperone-mediated protein complex assembly. Gene Ontology annotation, molecular function: protein-folding chaperone binding. Bases 32 to 400 code for a protein of 122 amino acids. The record is from RefSeq and is a predicted model, not a curated record. Gene Ontology annotation, cellular component: cytoplasm; prefoldin complex.
GCUUCCAGUUGUGCAUCCGGCUUGUGCUGAUAUGUCUCUACAAGAGCGAUUGCAGACAGCAUCCACGGAAUACCAGAAAUUACAGUCUGAUCUGGCAAAUAUCGUCGAUGCAAAGACACGUCUUGACGCACAGCUGUCUGAGAACGAGGCAGUGAAAAAGGAAUUUUCCCGAUUGACACCAGAUAACACAGUGUACAAGCUAGUCGGCCCAGUUCUUGUUGCUCAGGAACAGAAUGAAGCAAAAGGAAAUGUAGAAACGCGACUCGAAUUCAUACGGGGAGAAAUAAAACGGGUCGAAACCCAGCUAAAAGAAAUCGAGGAAAAAUCAGAGAAGAAAAAGAAUGAGCUCGUAGAGAUACAAGCAGCUCUGCAGCAACAAGCUCAGCCCGCUUCAUCAUAGAACAUAUAUUCCCUUCCAUCGUUUGCACGGAGAGAACCAUAAUCGAAUCGUGUUCGCACGAUUAGCCUGCCGCGGAUUACUGCAUGGCUCUUUCUAUGUUUCUGCAAUGUGGAUAGGCAGUUGAUUCACUUUAUGAAGCUAUUUGAAGUAUUUAUCUCAACGCUUCCUG